Molecule: messenger RNA, 1859 nt
Organism: Artibeus jamaicensis (Jamaican fruit-eating bat)
Lineage: Eukaryota; Metazoa; Chordata; Mammalia; Chiroptera; Phyllostomidae
Gene: TRADD
Product: TNFRSF1A associated via death domain
Exons: 4
Coding region: 622-1377 (251 amino acids)
Biological process (GO): extrinsic apoptotic signaling pathway; positive regulation of canonical NF-kappaB signal transduction
Cellular component (GO): tumor necrosis factor receptor superfamily complex
Molecular function (GO): transmembrane receptor protein tyrosine kinase adaptor activity
Source: RefSeq, a predicted model, not a curated record
CCUCGCUGGACAAGGUGGUCCUAUCGGAUGCCUACAGUCACCCCCAGCAGAAGGUGGCAGUGUACAGGGCUCUGCGGACCGUAUUGGCAGCAUUCCUUGUCCAAGACCCCUUCCCAGUAACUACCUCUCAGGUGCCCCUUUCCCAUGUCAGGGCAAAGGUGAUAGGGGAUUGAAGCCAGUUGGGGGAUCUCACUGUGGCACCAGACCAGUGAGCCCUUCUACUUCAGGGGCCGCGGGAGCCCCACUUGGUGGAGGCCAAAGAUCUGAGACCUCCUACCCCUUUCCUGCCUGGCUGGCUGCCUACCCAGAUAACUUGGCUGCCCAGGGUAUUCUCUGCAAAUCCUCUUUCCAUGUCCGUUUUGCCUACCCUAACUUGGGGCUAGGAUGUCACUCACUCCCCGUGAUAAGUCCUGGUCUUCAUUCUGGUAUCCCAGCCCCCUCUCCCUCCCCCGGCUGGGAGCUCUGGGGUUACUGCGUGCGCCCCUAGGUCUGGGAGUAGGAAGGGAGAAUGACUGCGGGCUUCACCCUUCUUCUAACGGCUUGGAGGACGGCCCGGCAUGGGGACCGCCUGGCGCCUGACUGCCUGCCUCCGCAGAGAGCGGGAGCCCAGAGGUGUUACAGAUGCUCAAGAUCCACCGCAGCGACCAGCAGCUGAUUGUGCAGCUGCGUUUCUGCGGACGCCAGCCCUGCGCCCGCUUCCUCCAAGCCUACCGCGAGGGGGCGCUGCGCACCACGCUGGAGGGCUGCUUGGCUGGGGCGCUGGCCCUGCACUCGGUGCCUUUGCAACUGGAGCUGCGCGCUGGUGGAGAGCUGCUGGACGCCUUGAUGACAGAUGAGGAGCGUUGUUUGAGUUGCAUCUUUGCCCAGAAGCCUGACAGGCUCCGGGAUGAGGAACUUGCUGAGUUGGAGUCUGCGCUCCAGAAUCUGACGUGCGGCUCUGGAGGCCAAGGUGGCAACGUGGAGGUAGCUCCAGUCCCUUUCCAGUCCCUGGCUUCCUCUCCAUCGGUGGAGAAGCCACCACCGCCGCCACCUGGCCAGACUUUUCUGUUCCAGGGUCAGCCCAUAGUGAACCGACCAUUAAGCCUGCAGGACCAACAGACUUUUGCACGUUCAGUGGGCCUCAAAUGGCGCAAGGUUGGACGCUCCCUGCAGCGAGGCUGUCGUGCACUACGGGACCCUGUACUCGACUCCCUGGCCUAUGAAUACGAGCGGGAGGGGCUAUACGAGCAGGCCUUCCAGCUGCUCCGCCGUUUCAUUCAGGCUGAGGGCCGCCGAGCCACACUGCAGCGCCUGGUGGAGGCGCUCGAGGAGAACGAGCUCACCAGCCUGGCAGAGGACUUGCUAGGCCUGACAAAUCCAGAUGGCAGCCUGGCCUAGGCUGGGUACCAGAUAAAAAAAAAAAGGUGGUCAGCCAGUUGCCCAGCCAGAGUUUGGAGCACCUGGAUGACCCUAGGGUCCCUUCUGCUGCUACUGCUGACCUGUCCAACCACAGGACUUACAACCCUACUUAGUCGAGCUGCUGGGAAGAGUUGACUGGCCUUCUCAAGGAGUCAGACAAGCACCCCCCAUGCCUGCUGAAGUGCCACUGGGGAUUCUGCUCCAGAAACUGCCAUAGAGACAGAACAUGGGGGUGAUCUGCAGAGGUCAGCCUCACCUCACCCAUCCCAGAAGAGGGGCUUCCAGCCAGCCAUUACCUCUGCUCUCACUGAAUACGCAUCAGGCACCUCCCGUAUUUUAGGCUUCAUCCUGAGUACUGCAAAUACUGUGAUGAACAAGAUCAACAAAUUCUGCCUGCCCCCAGUUCACAUUCAAUGUGGAAUUCCAAAUAUUAAGCAAUGGCAAUAAAACAUUACCUCUUU